AUGGAACAAGAGACGAAGAAGUUCUUCGCACAUGUGACGUUCUGGUGGACGUGGGCUGCAUUUACGAUCAUUCAAAACGUCGAUAUGAUCACCAUCAAAGGUAACCCUGACAUUGAUGGUACUGAUGAAAAUGUUAACUACCCAAGUAGCAAGGGAUCAUCCCUGGGACAUGCCAUUUGGAUCCUACUCUUAUACUUUUCCGCAUUGAAAACGCUAAGCAGUCAUGUUGACUUUUCAAGGGGAUUCGCACACACCCUGAGCACACUUCGUCCAGAGAAGAAGCCGACAACCCCCAUGAGUAGCGCAGGGCUAGUGUAUAAUCACUAUGGCCAUGCUAUCAUCUGUAAAAUCUUGAAUUGUAAAAUCAAAGAUGAAAAGGUGGACAAGAUAUUUGAUAUCGUGUACAAAAAUUUCAUCGAAGAGAUCGAUGCUGCUGACAAUGCCAUCAGUAUUUGUGAUAAUUUAAAGGAUCAUAAAUUUAAAGUAACGACAAACCUCACUUGCCGAGUAAGUAAGCUCAACAGAUGGGACGACAAAGAAUCCUGCGAUGCGGCAUUUGAGAAGGCCCAGCAGAUGACAGGGGAAGAAUUCCUCCAGCACAUCCGUUACCUUGGGGAUAUCUGGUGGCCCACCAAAGAGCUACUUCUUAAGGAUUUGAAUAAAAGAUUUCAGGUGGAUAAGAGUGGGAUGAUCCUGGAGUUAUCAAAAGGGUGCCCAUGGGAAAAACACCUAUUUUCCUUGGAAGUUAAUGGAGAGGUAAAGAAAUAUGAUGUGUGUUUCGUUAUCUUUCCCAAACCUUCUGGCAACUGGAGGAUUGUGGCUGUUGGAAUCGGUCCUGUUCAUGGCAAGCAUAGGCAACUUUUCCCAAAGGAAUGGAGAGGACUAACAAGUCCAGAGCUUGAAGCCGUGUCAGGGAUUCCAGGAAGCAUAUUCGUUCAUGCAAAUGGACACCUUGGAGAACAUCAGACACGUGAUGGAGUCAUCGAGAUGGCCAGAAAGAGUUUGAAGGAUCCUAGUCCUGAAUUACAGCUCCUCAGGGCUGUGGGGAAGAGGCAGCUUCUGCAUGCUGAAUUGGGAAUGCUUCAAAACUCAGAGCUGCAAGAGAAGUCAGGAUUGCCAGGGAUCAAAUUUGUAGAUCCCAGCAGAUCCUGGGGAAGACAUGAGACCCGUGAAGGAGCUAUCCAGAUGGCCAAAAAGAGCUUGAUGGACGCUGAACCACGACUUCUACUUCUACGGGCUUUGGACUCGAGAUUCUUGAUGGAUUCCAGUCGGGAGGUUCUUGUGCUACCAUCGAAAUUCUUCCCAGCAAGAACGCACUUCCCAUGGGAGUGCUUCUUUAAAUUGGAAGAAGAAGGCGUUAUAGCCAAGAAUGAGGUGGUGUUCGUGAUAUUCACAGAUAGUACUGGUUUGUGGAUAGUCAUGGGAGUUUCCCGUCACGGACAAUCUCAGAGGGGAUCCAUGGAAGAAAUACCACUCCAUCUAGUGUACGGUCAAGUCCGGAUCGUACAUACCAACGAAGGAGAGGAGAAGGCGAUAGGAGGCCUUCCGCGAGGAGCUAUCGGAGGCGUUGAUCCCUACCACAUGCAGCUGCGCAACACCUCUGAUCGUACAUACCACGUACUGAAAAAACAUAGCAAGGAAGAGGAACCUUCCGAUCGAACGACCUGUCCUUGGGCGUCCAGAGCGGGUAAGGUCAGCAACUGUGCCAGUUUUGUCAAAGUUCGAGUUGAGAUGGACGAUCGAAUUCCGGCUGACAGUUUCUCCAUUGAAUUUCCUCUUGAAUUGUCGAGCGGUUUCCGCUGCGUUCUGGUCGAAUUUGGAAUAAAGGCGAACAAUAGCAACUCGCAUAUCAACACUCAGUCGUUUCUCGCUAAUUUUCCUGGGAAGUGUCCCAUUGGACUGCGACGAGUACAAUACAAUACAGUCCGUCGCGGGUUGCGGGAUCCGGAUAGGGAAAGGAAGAGGCGGUGUGACCCGCUUGGGUGGAAGAGGCGCCUCCAAAGUUGGAUCGAUGCAGCAAGGCGAGACCUGAGCACCCUUCAGGAGAUCAAGAAGGGGAACACAUCCCGGAAAGUGAAACUGACAUACAAGCGGCUGUGCCCAAAGUGCAAGAUCACUUCCGAUGCCGAUCUCCCGACCCACCAUAGAAGAAGUGAAGACGAAGAUCCAAGCUUGGAACAACUGGCGUCGUAA
Molecule: messenger RNA, 2193 nt
Organism: Darwinula stevensoni
Lineage: Eukaryota; Metazoa; Arthropoda; Ostracoda; Podocopida; Darwinulidae
Source: the annotation of a GenBank genome assembly